AAAAAACAACAAAGACAUAUUGGCCUACCAUAAGCAAAAUGAAGUACAAAAGGAUUCAAGUUAUCUUUUUUAUCAUUCUGUGGACCAAACUCUACUUCAGCGAUGGCCGAACACUGACAGUUAAUGCAGAAAGCGGGCCACCUACAGGAAAUGGCCCUCCUGCAGCUGCUGGCAGUAACCCUCCAACAGUAGAUAACAAACCUGCUGAAAAUAACACACCCGUUGCGAAUAACCAACCUGCUGGAAAUAACCCACCCGUUGGGAAUAACCAACCUGCUGGAAAUAACCCACCCGUUGGGAAUAACCAACCUGCUGGAAAUAACGCACCCGUUGGGAAUAACCAACCUGCUGGAAAUGACCCACCCGUUGGGAAUA
This is a messenger RNA of Owenia fusiformis, 375 nucleotides long. The record is from the annotation of a GenBank genome assembly. Lineage: Eukaryota; Metazoa; Annelida; Polychaeta; Sabellida; Oweniidae.